UUGAUCCAAAAGGGGUCAUAUUCCAUAUCCGCGCUUAUUUUUGAGAUGGAAAGCAUUGCAUUUGAUUGCCUUUUUUAAUCUCGUUUUUCCCAUAAAAUUACCUAACUAGAUUAGUUAUACGUCUAAGACUCUUAAACUUAACUAUGUCUAAAAAAUUACCUUUUAAAAUAUUGCACAUGUCAGGAUGUGAUGAUGGAUAUCAUGCAAAGGAAUUGGAGGUACAUAGUCCUACAACUAAGGGAUGGCAAUCUUCACGAUUUUGUGUUUAUCCACAAGAAAUAAUACUUUGUUUAAAAGACCCAUCUUCUGUUUCAAAAAUUCAAAUUUUGUCCCAUCAAUAUAAUAUUUCAUCAAAGAUUGAAAUAUUUAUAUCCCUCCCAACACAACCUGGCAUGAAAUCUUUGGUUGGUUGCAAAUUUAAAAGACUUGGCUAUGUUCAAAUGUCAACAAAUGAAGGAACUAAUUUUAAGGCUCGAGAGUUGAAGUCUGUGCAUCUAAAUGCAGAUGGGCAACUGGUAAAACUUUUAAUCCAUAAGAAUCAUGUCAACAAAUUAAAUUUAUAUAACCAGGUUUGUAUUGUAGCCGUUAACAUUCUUGGUCAUUCACUGGCACACGAAUAUAAUUUAGUUGAUAAAUUAAAUUCAAAUAAAGAUGACCUGAUUACCUUUUAUAUGAACCAAUCAAAUCAUGUAAAUAAUGAAAGUGGUUUGAACGAAGCUCCUAUACCCUAUGCGCGAUAUGAAGAAGGAAAAGUUAUAUCUCCUUUUGAUGACCUUGCAUUUGAUAUGUAUCAGGAUCCUGAGACUGCACAACUUAUUCGAAGAUUGGAAACUAAAAAACACAAAGCUGUAUUAGAAGAAAGAUUUGAUUAUGCAAAAAAGUUAAAACAAGCAAUUGCAGAUUUAUAUAAGGUUGGAGAGAAGCUUGGAAAAUUCGAAGUGGACAAAAAAAGAGCCAUUGAAAUGGAGAAUUACGAUCUUGCAAAAUCGAAAAAGGUCCAAGGAGAUGAAUAUAGGCUAAAUGUUUAUAAACAAUUAGAUAUUGUGGAUUUGCUUGAACUAAACAAAGAAACAAAUGCCAACAAUCCAGAAAAAAAGAAACCAACCAAUUUUAAAGAAAAAAAUGACGAUUUAAUACCAAUACCGACGAAGCCAUCUCAUCACUCAGAAAUAAAACUUCCUCCAGUUACACAAAGCGGCAUGAAAAUGGUGACACCUAUGAAAGUAGAAAGUAGCAUCACAAUUCCGAACAUUUCACCGAGUAGAACUAGUCCUUUUUCUCAAGAUGAAUCUGUUGAUAGAUUUGAAGAACGACCACUACCAGCUCUAAAGGGAAAGCAGCAACCUCUUUUAGUUGAUGAUGAAGAUUCCCCAAAACACGACGAAGAUUUAGAUUUACCAGUGCUGAGUGAAAAAGAAGAACGGGAAUUUAGUUUGAUAAUUGAUGUUUUUGGCAUGAAUAUGGCAAAGCAACUGCAUUCGAAAUCCUGGAAGCAUCGCGAAGAGUCAUUAACCUUGUUAAACACAGAACUUACAAAUCCUACAGAAUGGACUACUGAGCAUACACCAAAAGAAGUAACACAAGCUGUUGUGACUGUGUUGAAAAAAUCAUUACAGGAUCAAGUGUUGGUGGUUUUGAAUAGCAGUAUAACAUUGAUGAAAUCUUUGUUGUCCACUUAUAUACCUCAAAACCAAAAGGAACUUGGAAAACAUGGGUUAAGUCGUGCAUUAGAACGACUGUUACCAGUUAUACUAAAGCGAACUGGAGACCUUGUUCCCAGAUCUCGCAAUUUAAUGAUUGAUACUACUAUUCAAUUGGCUAAUGAACCGGGACUAAAGGAUUUGGGUAUAAUACAAAAUACAGUGUCUGAACCCAUCAAAGCAAAGAAAAAUGCACCUUGGAGAUUACUAAAAAGUCAAAUUGAUAUUAUGCAAGCACUGAUUAAAGAGCUUGGUGUUGACAAACAAGGUGGUUUUACGACCAGUCGUAUUAUGAAAGUUUUAAAAGCUGCCUUAGAACAUCCCAACAACACAGUUCGUGAUGCUAGUGUGAAUUGCAUACUAGAAGUCUACAAAAUCGUGAAGACGCCUUUGAAAUCGCACUUUCCUCCCGACGAACCUGCUACGCGAAAAAACCCUUUAUACGUUAAAUUGUUUGAUGGAUUUGAUCGUGCUGAUGGAAAAUUAACUGAAUCUGAAAGAAAGCUUGCUGCAAAGAAACAAAAGGAAGAAGAAGAAAAGAAUAAAGCUGAAGAAAUAAAAGCCUUGCAAGAACAACUUCAAAAUCUUCGUUCAAUGGCCAAUGCACAGGUAGAGAGUGAACUUGGUGAUAAAAACGACAAUCAAGCUCAACUACAAGAGAGUACCGCAAGUUGGAAGGUACGCAAUUCAAUAAAGAAAGGUGGUAAAGAACCAGCGCGACGUGAAAGUAAAUUAAAAACACCAAUAAAAAGAGACGGAAGCAAAGCAAGCGCCGGUACUGAUAAAGUUUGUAUAUUUUGUGGUGAACAAAAUGAAGAUUUUUCAGAGGGAGGACUUGAUGUUCAUUACUGGAAGAGCUGUCCGAUGUUGAAUAGAUGUGAGAGCUGUGCACAGGUAGUGGAAAUUUCUACAGUGCGUGAACACUUAGUGAGCGAAUGUGAGAAAAAGAAUGAAUAUAUGCGAUGUAAAGUUUGCAAUGUGGUUGUCGAGAAGUCAAACGAGAAAACACAUCUCGAUAGUGAAAAAUGUAAAGCAUCGAGUGAUAAUUCAGAAGAUACCGUGUGUCCACUAUGUAACACGGUUCUCCCUGAAGGUGAUGAUUGCUGGAAGACACAUUUGAUGGAACAAUGCAAGCCUAAUCGCGAACGCUUACAGCGAAAUAAAGCUAAUAAACCUUUAAAAGAAAACAUGAAGACAAAAUCUGUUGGGCGUGUUGCAAGUCGACUGGGGGGUAUUUCGCGUGGGCGUGGUAAAUCAACAAGCAAACUUCCAACAAGAACUCCCAACAAGAAGAAAUAAUCUCUUUAUUUAUCUCAACAACAGAAAGAAAUAUUCAAGCUGGGCAAGUUAUUCGAUAUUGACAAUAAAACAUUUGUUUACCGUAUCUAAAACAUGUUACAAAUGAACGCAAAACAUUAAAACGUAAAAUAUAUUUCAAAUAUAAAUAUUUUUAAUAUUAAUAGACUGGAUCCAAUUGUCAACCGCGUGUUGUUGUUUUUUCUGAGGUUCAAAGGAGUGGUGUCAUGAUGUCUAAUACUUUUUCUAAAGGAAAGAAAACAACUUAGUUUCCAAUCCUCUGUGUAUAAAGUGAGGCAUCGCUUUUCGUUGUCGUUUUCAUAAUGUGUAUAUAGAUAUUUUUGUAUAGUAUCAAGUAAAAAAAGAAAAGCUUAAUUUUGUCAGAUAUUUAUAUAUUGUGUAUUAUAUAUUCUUUAUUUGUAGAAAGAUAAUCAUACUGAAAAUACUGUUAAAAAGCAUGUCUAAAAUUUUGUUCACAUCUUAU
Messenger RNA from Hydractinia symbiolongicarpus, 3480 nucleotides. Its product is annotated as centrosomal protein of 104 kDa-like. The record is from RefSeq and is a predicted model, not a curated record. The transcript has 34 exons. Gene Ontology annotation, cellular component: cilium. The coding region runs from base 144 to 2999 and encodes 951 amino acids. NCBI's taxonomy places the organism in Eukaryota, Metazoa, Cnidaria, Hydrozoa, Anthoathecata, Hydractiniidae.